AUGAUCAUCGACCCCGAGAAGAAGCCUUCUUCUUCCAAUUAUUUUCCGGUGCUUGUGUUGAUUCAUAUCGCGAAUUAUAUUCCUUUAUCUCAGCUCGUUAAGUUUCAGCUCGUAUGCUCGGAAUGGUAUUACGCAAUUGAAGAGCUACAGAGUGGAGAAUUUUGGAAUUAUAAAUUCCUGUCUUAUUAUUGGGAAAAGUUGAAAUUUUAUGAGAAAUUUAGUGAUGAAGAUGAUUCAUGGGGAGACAAAACAAUUAAAAAGAGAUUGAAAUAUGUAGAGAAAAAUCAACAAAUGACACUCAAAAAAUUGGAAAAACAUAAGAAUUUUUCGCGUCAACAGUUAAAAAACACAGUCAUCUCGGAAUGGUAUCAAUAUUUCAAUACGUUUUUUAAGGAGGAAGGAAAGGGUUUGGGAAGUACUGAAUUUUAUAACGUAAUGUGUAAUUUACCAGAAAAAUCGAGGUGGGGUGAGAGCAAAAUUAUUGUGCGAGCAAAACAGUUUUGGUAUCUCGCACAACAUUUUCCACAAGUGAUUGAAAAAUUCAUGUCAAAGAAAUCAUAUAGGGUCAUGUUGCCUUUGAUGCAAAGUAACAGUUGUACCAACCAACAACUGGAAAUUAUUUGUGAAAAGUUCAAACCAUGUUUUGAUUAUAUAACAGCAAGCUUUUAUUUUGAUAAGAUUUCUCUUAGACUACCCAACCCAUUAUCUACCGGUUUUAUGAAAUAUAUUUUAAAGUCUUACCAAACAUUUCGUGGACUUGGAAUGAAAGAAUUAUUUGUGGGAAAUUGUCACAAACUGAUUCCGUUGUCUCAGAGAAAAGCUGAACUCGAGCUAUUUAUUGAGCAUGUUACCCUCCACAGAAAUGGAAGGUCUAUACAGGAUAUCAUAUAUGAAAAAGAUUUUGUCGAAAUAAUACAUGCUGCCUUGAAUUAUCAGGCUUCCAUUCAUGAUAUUUCGAUUUUAAGCGAGAAACUAGGAAGAGAAGUACCAACGUCCAUCUUGAACAACACUCCUCCCUCUGAAGACUUUUUUUGCUGUUGUUUCAAUUUAGAAUUACAUAAGGAUAACGAACAACUUUCACAAAAGCUUCAUGAAAAAUUUUCGACAGCAAAUGAAAUAGAUCUUCUUGAACAAAUCGUUCUUGAAAAUGACAUUAAUUUAUUUAAAUGUUACGAUAAUCACAACAUCAUGGUAAAGAUUCUAUCUUUUCAUAGGAUACCACAAGUCGAGCGACUUAUAAUAUUGUUAAAGAAACAGGCUGAAAAGAAUAACAACAAAUAUGGCUAUUUCGAGGGAGACUUAAUUAAUUGGAAAAUGUUUGAUCCUUGUGGAAUCUGGAUGCAUAAUUUGUGCUUUAAAAGUGGACUUACAUACAACGUGAAAUAUACUAUCCACUCAUCGACAUGGCUAUUCAUUAAGCAAAGCAAUGCAAUCCUACAUCAUGCAACAUUGAUCGUUGUUGCUAAAAACAUUGCUCUUCCUGAAAUUAUUGAAUACAUGAAACAAAGAACUCGCGUUUUUCUUGACGAACUUGAUAUGGAAGGUGUGCCCUUGUCCCAAUUUAUGUUAGAACAUUUUAACAAGGAUAUUGCUCAAAUGGAACUUGCCGAAAUUAGGGAGCAUCUUUUUAGCUUCAGAGUUCCGCCCUUGAUGACAACGAUUUAA
Molecule: messenger RNA, 1665 nt
Organism: Naegleria fowleri
Lineage: Eukaryota; Heterolobosea; Eutetramitea; Acrasida; Naegleriidae
Exons: 1
Coding region: 1-1665 (554 amino acids)
Molecular function (GO): protein binding
Source: RefSeq, a predicted model, not a curated record